Molecule: messenger RNA, 2258 nt
Organism: Drosophila erecta
Lineage: Eukaryota; Metazoa; Arthropoda; Insecta; Diptera; Drosophilidae
Product: E3 ubiquitin-protein ligase RFWD3
Exons: 2
Coding region: 135-2117 (660 amino acids)
Biological process (GO): protein ubiquitination; interstrand cross-link repair
Cellular component (GO): nucleus
Molecular function (GO): ubiquitin protein ligase activity; protein binding
Source: RefSeq, a predicted model, not a curated record
AAAGCAGCUCGAUUUUGACCAUCUCUAGCUUGAAAUUUAGCGUCUUGGCUGAUAUUUUGAGAUAUAUCGAAAAAUAACAAGAUCGGCAGUGAACUGUCAUGUUUCCCAGGAGGAAAUCUUGAUUGAGCACAUAUAUGAGUGAAACGGACAGCGAAGGUGGGGCGGAAGUCGAGAGCGCCGUGGAUUCGGAAAUAUACUCAUCGGACAGCAGGGAAUCCGAUCAGCCUGCUUUGAGAAGGAGGAAUACAGACUUAGGUCCGGAGUUUAUGCUGCAAGGAAUGGAGAAUGUAUACGAAGCUCUCGAGCCGGAAGCCAAUGAAGAUGAUAGCUCUACAGAAGAAGAGGCGAGCCUCAAUCCAGUUGAAGCUCAGCAGCCGGCGCCUGAGAUUCAGGUACAACUGGGCGAGGAAGCUUUUGAUCAGCCUGGUGAGAACCAGGAACACGAGCAACCGGCAGUCUUGCCAAGAGUUCCGUCACCAAUUGUGGUAGAUCCCUCGCCUUUGGUCAGUCCCCCAAGAACUUCCCGGCGUAACCAAGGCGAAGAACCAGAGGUUAUCUCAUUGGAAACGCCAUCACCGCCCAAAAAACGUAAACGUCUCUCCGCUGCUGCCGAUAAAAGCCUUAAGAAGUCUCCCGAGGGCAAACCAAUAGCUGUGGAUGACGAGGACGAUGGUCUGACCUGUCCCAUUUGUCUGGAUUCCUGGGAGAUGAGUGGCGACCAUCGGUUGGUCUCGCUACGAUGUGGUCAUCUCUUUGGAGAAUCCUGCAUUCGACGAUGGCUAAAUGAAAGCCAACGCCAAUCUUCUGUAAAGGUGUGCCCGCAGUGCAAAACGAAGGCCGCAUUUAGAGAUAUCCGUCAUCUGUACGCGAAGCGCAUUCAGAUGCUGGACACGGAUAUUAGGGAGCAGCUAGAGGCGGAGCGCCGGCGUACCCAUACUCUUACAACAGAGCUGGCUACUGCGAAGCUGGCUCACACACUAACCGCCGAGAAGCUAAUGCUCCUGCAAAAGGACUACGAUCGGCUUAAGGAGCUGGUGAGAGUAGGUGGUGGGCGGGGAGCAUUCGGAGACGAUGCCUCCGGCCAGAAGAGCAUUCAACAACUGGCCACGUAUCGAUUGUACAUGGAGAAGAACUUCGAGAUUACUCGAGAGCCUGGCUGCCGAGUACUACUCUAUUCCGCCAAGCACUCCAUGCUGGUGGCCUCGCAAAAGAGUGCUCAAAACCUGUUUCCCGGCUACGGAGUACGAUUCAUUGAUCCGCCCAGCUUCAAGCCACUGCACUUCCUGCACACCUCAGCGCUCUUAAUCAGGGACAUUGCGUUUAGCGAGUCACAGCACUUGCUCACGGUGGCCAGUCGGGAACCAAAGAUCAAGAUCUUUGACAUAAGAACACGACUUUGCUCGUCUAUGUUCACCGCUCAUGACAAAAUGCUGUGGUCGUGCGCCCUGGAUCGGAAUGAGCGCGAACACUUUCUGUACGGCGGAGACCUGCGAGGUGGAGUUUAUAUCUACGACUUGCGGUUUCCCGAGAACAUUCUCUGCGAAUUCCAAGCCGCAGAGAACUUUAGUCCUGUGAUACACAUAGUUCCUGUGCCACCAAAUAAGAUUUUCACCAGUGGUGGCUUCCUGGUCUGCCAGCUGACGGCCCUUACAUUUUACGAGUACGCCGCGGCCAGUGAUACGGCUGUGCCCACUCGACUAAAUGUGGAGGGCCCCUUUCUGUCCAUGCAAUACGAUGUCGUGCAGGACACGGUGCUCAUAUCCGCCCGAUCCAAUCCGAAUUUUCCCCAGUCUCGCUUCAUACUCGGCCGACUGGACAAGAUCGAUGGAACGCCAGUGCUGAAGGUCAAGGCCACCAUCUAUGGAUCGAAAGCCACACCCAUUAUGACGCGACCGACCCAACUGGGCGUCGAGGAUAAUACCUUGGUGGUGGGCUAUCUCCAGGACAGCAAGCAGCUAAUGAUGCAUGAUGUGCGGCGGGAGGAGCGAGUGCAAACAAUGCCGGUCAAUGAGGUGAUCUACGACAUCUGUCCGGUGGCUACCCAGGCCGGAUCCUAUUUGGCCGCCCUCACCGACAAUAAGUGUAGAGUUUACAAAGCAAACAGUUCCAUGCGAUAACAUAUAUCUGCAUUAUUUUCUGUGAAAAUACCCAAAGUUGUGUUUUCUUUUAGCUAAUUUCUGUGAAAUAUGUGACUGCUGAUAUAAACGAGCUUUUAGGCUAAGUUAUUAGUUUUAAAUUUUUCAUUGUUUCCGUUUAUU